GAAGGGGGUGUGUGGGGGAGAGUUGCCCAGUUCAUCCUCCAACGGGGGCUGGGACAGCAGGGACGUCCCCCCGCCCCAUCCACGUCUGCACCUCUGGACAGCAGCCAGGCCACCCACACAUCUGGCAGCCACUGGGGCUAAUUUUAGCUGGGCGGGUGCCGGAGCGGGUGCCCGGCAGGGCAGGACGCAGCCCGCGGGCUCCCCACGCCCCACGGCUGCGGCUCUUGAGCCUCCCGGCUCCUGAUUUUUUUAGCGCUGGCUCCUCCGGGAAGGGCCAGGAAGCAGAUGGGGGAGUCCCGCUGAGCCCGUCCCCAGCCCCGCACCCCAGCCCCACGCCAUGGCUGGGCUGCUGAAGAGCCUGGUGAGCGCCUCGGAGAAGGCAGCGCACAUCGCCCGCCUGUGCCGCCACGAGGACGCCCUUUUCCAUCUGCUCGUGGCCGAGAAGACGGGCGCCGACAAGAACCAGCGCUUUGUGCAGGACUUCAAGACGCUGGCGGACGUGCUCAUCCAGGAGGUCAUCAAGCACAACGUGGGCCGUGAGUUCCCGGAGCUGCGGGACCACAUCGGCGGCGAGGAGUCCAACGAGUUCAGCAAUGGGCUGGGGGAGACGGUGGUGGUGCGGGUGUGCACCACGCAGCGUGACACCGCGGCCCUGCUCUGCCGGGUGCUGGAGAACAACCAGGCAGCCGCCGAGCUGCUGGCAGCCGCCGUGCACCAGGACGUGGUGCUGAGCGACCCCGAGCUGGAUGCUGUGGCGCUGAGCGUCCCCGCCGGCGAGCUGGCCAUCUGGAUAGACCCCAUCGACUCCACCAACGAGUACAUCCGCGGGCACGAGGACGUGGCGCCCGAGGACGGCAUCUACCCGUCAGGCUUGCGCUCCGCGCUGGUGCUCGUGGGCGCCUACGAGCGCUGCUCGGGCUGCCCCGUGCUGGGUGUCAUCAACGAGCCCUUCUUCCGACGGGACCCGCUCAGCCAAAGGUGGCACGGCAGGUACCACCUGCUCUACAACCGCCCGGCCGAGGGGGCCGCGGGCGCCCAGCGCUGGGCCAACCGGGGGGGCCUCGUGGCCUACGUGCACCCCCAGCACCUGGAGGCCGUGCUGGCCGCACUGGCCACCGUGCCGGGGCUCUGA
Messenger RNA from Nothoprocta perdicaria, 1132 nucleotides. RefSeq names its product inositol polyphosphate-1-phosphatase (gene INPP1). The transcript is spliced from 6 exons. The coding region runs from base 338 to 1132 and encodes 264 amino acids. Lineage: Eukaryota; Metazoa; Chordata; Aves; Tinamiformes; Tinamidae. Gene Ontology annotation, molecular function: inositol-1,4-bisphosphate 1-phosphatase activity. The record is from RefSeq and is a predicted model, not a curated record.